AUGAGAAGGUACCAACUUAAAAGAGAUGGCAUCAACAAAUUGAAUGGCAAGUUGUGCCCUAGAAUUGUUGAGAAGCUUGAGGCCAUUGGUGAGGCUACAUCGGACUGCCUAUCCCGUUUUGCUGGUGAUGGCAUAUUUGAAGUAGAGCAGGGAAGAAGGCAAUAUGCUGUGGAUUUGAGGAGGAGGACAUAUGGUUGUAGACAGUGGAAGGUGACUGGGAUCCCAUGUGCACAUGCACAUUCUGCCAUAACAUUUCAUGGGCAUAAACCGGAGGAUUAUGUAGAUUCAUGUUAUAGCAUUGAGAUGUACAAGAAGUCUUAUGCUCCCAUCAUAUAUCCAAUGCGUAGUGAGGAACAGUGGGUAAAGACUGCGCAUGAUGUAUUGGAUCUGCCUAGAUCAAGAAAGAUGCCAGGCAGACCUCGAAAGGCCAGGGUAAGAGGUCCUGAUGAGUAG
Messenger RNA from Alnus glutinosa, 453 nucleotides. RefSeq lists its product as uncharacterized. Lineage: Eukaryota; Viridiplantae; Streptophyta; Magnoliopsida; Fagales; Betulaceae. Gene Ontology annotation, molecular function: zinc ion binding. The coding region runs from base 1 to 453 and encodes 150 amino acids. The record is from RefSeq and is a predicted model, not a curated record. The transcript has a single exon.